AUGACCGGCUCGGAUAGGUCGCUGCCCUCGUCGCCAGCGCCAGGAGCAUCCCCUGAAGAGUCACUGAAAUUCUACAAAACUCAGUACGAAUUUCUAGAAGCAGAACUCGCCGAGUUUCAAGCCUCGAGUAAGGACCUCGAAGCAGAACUAGAGCGCGACGUUGAACAGGCUGAAAAAAGGGAACGACAACUUAAAGAACAGGCUGCCGAUUUACGCUACCAGGUCGACGAGUGGAAGGAGAAACACAAACAAGCUAAGAGCGAGGCUGCCACUGCCCAGGCCUUGCUGGAAAGAGAAAUCAAGAAUCUGCGACAGGAAAACCUGACCCUAAGACAACGAGUCCGAGACAUUGAGGUAGCCAAUGACGAUUAUGAACGCAAGCAAAGGACGACAGAGGUGUCGCUGGAGGAUAUGGAGUCGAGGUAUAAUCAGGCUGUCGAGCGAGCAGUCAUGAUGGAGGAGGAAGUAAAAGGAGGGGAGCAAGAAAGAGAGUCUUUACGUAUUGAGACACAGCGACUCAAGGACGAAUUCUCCGACUUCCGUAUAGAGACCGACGUUGUGAGGAAGAAGCUGGAAAGAGCAGAAGAGGAAUUGGCCGUCAAGAGAAGGUCUCUGACCAUCAACCCACACAUUGUCGCAGCAUCACCAAGGUCCGAGCUAUCUCCAACCACAACAGACGCAUCCGCACCAUCCUUCGAUACUCCACCUGCGAAGACAAAGACCUCGUCGAGCAUCUCUGACGCUCCUACUCCACCCUCACCACCUGCAUCAAAUAAGAUGGCUGUAAAUACACCAUCCUUUGCUACACCUGCUCCAGUAAAAACAAGAUCAUCAAUAGGAGCAACACCCAGACAGCCGCCCUUAUCGGCAAAAGGUCAUGCACGAGGCGCAUCAGUGGCUACGAUGGGCAGACCACAGCCAAACUCGACUUACCGACAGAGUCUUGGAAAGCCUCUCACGACUGGUAGGCAGUCCAUUAUACCCAGUGGCUUACCUCAAUCAUCAUCCAUCGUUCAGCUGCGCAAUCUGCGAGGAAAGAUGCAGAGUCUUGAGGAGCGAGUCCACAAAGCUAGGUCAAGAUUACCUGGUCCAGCUGACACACCUCCUCGUGGCUCGCCCAGAAGUGGUUCCGCUUUGAGCAGCCACAUGCCUGCUUCAGUAACCAUGCGUAGCAAGCGCAAAACGGGCAGUAUUUUUAGUGCUCAAGAUUCUGAAGAGACUCCCUCAACACCAUCUGCCACGCGGACGAGGCCGAGUCGACCGUCACUGACAGGAAGACCAGCAUCGCCUGUGAGAACAUCCAUGGCUGCACCGCCACGGCCCUCCAGUCGAGCUAGUGCUGUUUCAACCCGUACGUCGAUGAGCCAGUUUCAGCCAGGGCAUAGUCGGCCCGCGAGUCGGGCAAGUAUAUCAGGUCUACGAACCCUAGCAAAUGGGCACCAUGCACCCAAUGCGAGCACAGAUCGAGUACGGCCACAUUCCAGUCUUAGCAGUCACGGGGGCUACGAUGGGACUUUCGAGGAAGAGCCAGAGUUAGACAGCAACGUAUCAAGCCAGGUAAACGCAACACCUCGACGGACGACAUACACAAAACGCGUCAGUGAUGUCAGUUCCGGUAUACCGACACCAGGAACCACGAAACGGCAUAGUCUAGGUGGAGGCAGUCGACUGCCAGCAUUGACCAGGCGGCAGAGCGGUGGUGUAGUACCGACUGAAGGUCGUCCACCGUCUCGGCAGGUCCUGGACGGUGUCAAAGAAGGCUUUCAGGAUGAUGAUAACGAAACGUUUUGA
Molecule: messenger RNA, 1791 nt
Organism: Lithohypha guttulata
Lineage: Eukaryota; Fungi; Ascomycota; Eurotiomycetes; Chaetothyriales; Trichomeriaceae
Product: NADH:ubiquinone oxidoreductase
Exons: 1
Coding region: 1-1791 (596 amino acids)
Biological process (GO): cell migration; vesicle transport along microtubule; centrosome localization
Cellular component (GO): centrosome; kinetochore; kinesin complex
Molecular function (GO): microtubule binding
Source: RefSeq, a predicted model, not a curated record